AAUGUGACAGACAGCGCCGGUUCAUCUCCCUACACACCUUAAAAUUCAGCUUUCUCUGCAUUUACCUCAUUCUUACACAAUCACCAAUAGUACAGAAUAGAUCCACACCUCCAGGCUGUUCAGAAAACAAAUCAUCUACAGAACACCGAACUCACCGUCCUCCCGAGAUCACAAGCUGAACAGCCCGCUGCCAGUCAGGAUGAAACUCAUUGUGGGUGUAAUCAUAGGCAUCUCUGUUUUUAUGGGUACAGGUCAGGCACUGAAAUGUAUACAGUGUAGCAGUUACAGUGAUACAAACUGCAAUGGCGAAGCAACGGACUGCCCCUCCUCUUCAGGUGCAUGUGCCACUACCCUGAUCCGAAACAGAGGAGGCCGUUGGACAAGUUAUUUUCAAAUCAAGUCCUGUGUGCCUAUGUCAGAGUGUUUCAAUAAUGGAAGGGUGACAGGCCUAUAUGAAGAAUCCGCAUUUAAUACAUCAUGCUGCUUCGAUAACAACUGUAAUAAUUAUUUACCAACCCUGCCUACUCAAAACCUCACCUUAAAUGGCCUACUUUGUCCUUCCUAUGUUGCCAAAGACUUGGAACCAUGCAAAUUUCAGAAUUUAUCUGCAUGCACCGGAGAUCAAAACCGCUGUGUUCGUUAUUCAUCGACUACCAUACUAGGUUCUUCAAAAAACACUCUCUAUCUUGGUGGUUGUGCCUCUGAGAGUGUAUGUGUUACAGACCAGAGUUCUGUAUCAGCAGAUGGCAUCAGCUUGCAAGUAAAGAGGACCUGUUACAAUAGUGCCAGCAGACUUGCCUACGGCAUGCCAGUCAUACUUCUAUUACUAAGAGCAAUAAUUGGUUCAUGCCUCUCAUCGUGAUGGAGAUCUUCAAGACUUUGUAUGUUCCUGCCUGCUGAAUUUCAUUGAUGGACAGUUUUUGGUUACUGAAUGACUCCAAUGGUUCAAUGGUAGGAGAUAAACAGUUGACAAGGGUGAUGUUUACUAAUUUUGGAAGUGGAAAGAGGGAACGUUUUUUCUUGCUGUUUUUAUAUUAAAACACAUCAGAAUGAGGUCUCCAAAUAAGACCUUGGACAACCAGAGGACAUGUCCUGAAACUGGAACAUUGAACUUAAUGCUGUAAAAUUGUGAGGUUCUGGAACAUAGGUCUGCUGAAAAAUAUUAAAGCAGUAGAUGGAAUGAUGGA
Messenger RNA from Rana temporaria (common frog), 1187 nucleotides. Its product is annotated as phospholipase A2 inhibitor and Ly6/PLAUR domain-containing protein-like. The transcript is spliced from 5 exons. Lineage: Eukaryota; Metazoa; Chordata; Amphibia; Anura; Ranidae. The record is from RefSeq and is a predicted model, not a curated record. Bases 200 to 862 code for a protein of 220 amino acids.